AUGUCAGGCCAGUCAAAAGCACGGUCCGGCGGUGUUCUUCCUGUGAACGCUGCAACUAGGAAGAACGCAGCGGGUCAGUCCAAUGCGAAGGCGUCAUCAAGAACUCCAGCUCCGAAACUCAGACUAGUCAUCAGGCGACUCCCACCUGGACUUACUGAAACUGAAUUCUGGAGCGUCAUUGGGGACGAAUGGAAAGCAGGUUCAGGAAAGGUAGAUUGGGCAGCUUUCAAAGACGGCAAAGUCUCAAAGGACCCAGCUAAGCCCUCACGACCUGCGAGAGCAUACAUCAAAGUCAAAGAACAGUCAUUGCUCGAACUGUUAUCUACGCAAAUCAAAGGUUUAACUUUUCAAGAUGCCAGAAAUACUACGAAAGACCCCUGUUUGCUUGGACCGCCAUCCCUGGAAUUCGCACCUUUCAACAAAGUUCCCAGCGGCCGCAACAGAAACGAUGCAAGGCAAGGCACAAUCGACCAGGACCAGGAAUUUAUAGACUUCCUGCAGAGCUUGACCGAGCCUAUCACCAAAUCAGGCGCAAAUGGGACCGAACCUAGUGAUUCCAAACAAGACAAAGUAUCAACCACUCCUCUUGUCCAGUAUAUCAAGGAGAAAAAGGCAAACAAGGCAAAAGAAAAGGAAGCCAACCAAGCCAAAGCUGCUGCAAAGGCGCGCGAAAAACAAGAUGUCAAGCCAUCCAAGCCUGAGACUCCUCGGUCAACUGUCAUUAUUAAGGGCAAGGCUGCACCUGCCGAGGAGAAACAGCGGGUUCAGAAGGCUACGGAAGACGCAGUCAAAGCAAUUAACAAAUCCAUGGCUUCCAUACAAAGCAAGCAGCAACAGAACCAGGGGUCCCCGAAAAGCGACGGUAAACAGUCUACCAAAGAGACACCUCCAGCCCCCCCGGCCCCGGCGCAAGCGAGUCCAGCGAAGCGCGAGCGGGAAAGAUCACACGCAAGCGCCGCGGCACGCAUGCUCCAACGUGACCUAGGCCUGCUUCCGAAAGACAACAAGAGUCAACGGGCCCCAAAGGCUGCGACCUCUCCCCCAAACACAGAAGCCGAGUCUGUGACAUCUCCAGCCAAACGAAGCGCCUCGACAUCGGUUCAAAAGCCGGCGCCACCUGCUGAACAAAAACAGACCGCACAAAGAACCUCAACUCCGACUCCAGCAGCGCCCACUGGGCCACGAGCAUCACGUACACCGAGUGCUGCUGCCCCCAAAGCAUCCUCCACGUCAACACCAAGACCCGCAAAGCAAGCCGCUCAACCUUCGGCAAACGCGAAGUCUGCAUUCUUGAAGCAUGCCAAUCCCUCACAGGGCAUCACCGAGGAGCUUCUUCAGGCGGCGUUCAGUGAGUUUGGAUCGAUUGUAAAGUGCGAAAUAGACAAGAAAAAGGGCCUUGGAUACAUUGACUUUAGUGACACAGAUGGGCUGAAAAAGGCAAUGGCCGCAAGUCCGGUCAAGGUCGCCAAUGGACAAGUGGUCGUGCUGGAGAACAAGAGUCCUUAUGCGAAGCGUGGUCAAUCAGCCAAUGACAAAGGCGCUGCAAAUGCAAAUGCUACGAAAGGAGCCCCUACUACAAAUCCAAAUGCGAAUGGCCUAACUCGAGCUGGAACUCCUUCCGCGACUACUCCAUCGAAGCCUGGUGAUUCGUCCAAAUCGAGCUCGGCUGUGGCAAGCACAAGUACAAGCACGGGUAAAAAUGCAUCUCAACCACAGAACCAUCCGACGGCCGCUGAUGCCAGCGUAUCGGAUCAGUCAGCGUCGGGAGCCACACCAAGCACAGCGACGCCUCCUACAGCACCACGAGGUGCGCCACGAGGUGGCACUGGCGGCAAUCGUGGCGGAAGGGGAAACAACUCUGCUAGCUCGGGGAGAGGGAACGCACGUGCUGGUGGUCAAGGCGGAAGACAGGGGAAUAGAUCUGGACGCGGUGGGAAGAAAGGAAGUGCUGCCGGUGCUAAUGCCUCUUCUAGCACGGGCGAGACUGCUCAGGCUUCCCCAGCGGCUACAACUGCUGCACCCGCGCCUGCUCCUACGGGUCCAAAGGGUGAGGCGAAGAAGUGA
Messenger RNA from Exophiala spinifera, 2064 nucleotides. RefSeq lists its product as uncharacterized. The record is from RefSeq and is a predicted model, not a curated record. Gene Ontology annotation, biological process: positive regulation of translation; nuclear-transcribed mRNA catabolic process, nonsense-mediated decay. Gene Ontology annotation, cellular component: cytoplasm; nucleolus. The transcript is spliced from 2 exons. Gene Ontology annotation, molecular function: mRNA binding. Lineage: Eukaryota; Fungi; Ascomycota; Eurotiomycetes; Chaetothyriales; Herpotrichiellaceae. The coding region runs from base 1 to 2064 and encodes 687 amino acids.